UCUCAAUAAUCGCAGCACAGAACACAACAAGAACAACAAUGAAGGUGAUACUUUUAUCUGGUGUGUUCGCCGUCGUCGCGCUGACUGUUUCGGGAGCCCCGACAUACUCCGAGGGGAACCAGCCACGAUAUGUGCAGCAAAUGGAAGAGUACCCCCGGGACCGGCGGUCACACUACGCCGCGCAGCUGGUGUCACCGUGUGCAGCCGCCAACUCCAUCCAGGUUCCUGUGAGCUCCGUGCCCGUGGCAGCCUUCGCCUCGCCCUCAUACCAGGCGUAUUCCGUCCCCCAAUACGGAUACGCCGUGCCGCACUACCGCUCCGUGGACGAACAGCUAGAGUCUGAGCUGUUAGGCUUCUCCGACAUGGACCAGGGCAUGCAGGGACAUAUGCCCGCAGCCAGGCUGGGAGGAUAUGGAGCAGUUUCAUCUGGAGGUGUGUCUCCUGGCCUCUCCGCUGCCUCGCUGGGAGGUCGGAUACUGACACAGGCGACAAGCGGGACUGCGCUCGGAGUGUUCCCCAACGCUAACGUGGGUGGCUGCAGCGUUCCCCUGCUGUUCAGCUGCUCGCCUUCCAUAGUAUCGGGGCAUAUGGCGGAGUCUCACGGCCUCGCUUCGGCGUACGGCGGCGCAGUGGGUGCAGUGGGCGCGGCGGGCGCAGUUGGCGGGGCCAGCUCCUACAGGCUGGUGGACGAAGCGAUGCAACAAGCGGUGGACUCCCACGAACACCACGAUGAAGAUCUGCUUACCAACGAGCACAUCAGCCAGAACCACGAAACCAGUCAUAUCACGCACCAAUAAGUGAUCUGAAUAGUGUAUUAGAUUAAGAUAGUAUUUAUUACCUUAAUGUAAAGUUAUUUCAAUAAAUAGUUAUA
This is a messenger RNA of Helicoverpa armigera (cotton bollworm), 871 nucleotides long. RefSeq lists its product as uncharacterized. The coding region runs from base 39 to 797 and encodes 252 amino acids. NCBI's taxonomy places the organism in Eukaryota, Metazoa, Arthropoda, Insecta, Lepidoptera, Noctuidae. The transcript has a single exon. The record is from RefSeq and is a predicted model, not a curated record.